AAUCGACAUUUGUGUCGGCGCUGGGCUGGCGAUAAGCCGUAGCGAUCGUUUUCAAGAUAGCGCGUGUUCAAUAAUCGAGUGUGUGUGUGUGUGUGUGUUUGUAUUAUUUACAACGAUGAAGAAAAAUCAAUGGAUCACGCCGUUCAAGAAACAGUGCUUUGUGACGGCCGGGGUGUGUCUCAACAUGGCCAGCCACGGACUGGUGAUGGGUUUCUCGGCCAUCUUAGUACCGCAACUCCAGCAGCCCGAUUCACCGAUACCCGUUGACUACUCCACAGGAUCGUGGAUCGCUUCGAUCCCCGGCUUCGCUUUGGUCGUCGGAAACUUCAUCGUCCCCACAAUCAUGGCUAAAUACGGACGACGAACAGCAAAUCUCAUCAGCAUAGCUCCCAUGAUCACCGGCUGGUUCAAUAUAUUGCUGGCAAGAAAUGUUUCUGCCUUACUCAUCGCAAGAUUCAAUCAAGGCAUAGCUAUGGGCAUGAGCGCUUCCCUGGGACCCGUCCUAAUCGGAGAAUACACCAGCCCCAAUAAUCGAGGUGCAUUCCUGACGAGUAUCUCAUUGACGAUCGCCACAGGAGUUCUGGCGGUCCACAGUAUGGGCUCGUAUUUGUCAUGGCAAACGACUGCCUUGGUUUGCGCAUUCAUUGCCUUUGUGGAUCUUCUGAUCGUGAUCUACUCACCGGAAUCGCCGAGUUGGUUGGCCGACCAAGGACGCUAUGACGAAUGCCGGAAAGUCUUCAGAUGGUUGAGAAGCGAAGAAGAGGAAGAGGAAUUGGAGAGAAUGAUAGAAGCGGCCAUAGUCGUGAGAGAGUCGAAAGCGGACGUCAAUCUUUCAGAAUCGUUCUUAAAUAAAGUCAAAAGAAACGUUUCACACUUCUGCUCAACGAUCAUGAAAAGAGAGUUUUACAGACCUAUUUUUAUCAUGAUGCACAUUUACACGUUAGGACAAUGGGCUGGAGCUAACAUCCUAGCUGCUUAUACUGUAGACAUAUUCACGGCUGUCAUAGGAGAAGACAUAAAUAUGCCUUUGUUAAUAAUAACGCUGGACGCCCAGAGAAUCGUUUCGAACGCCGCAGCCAUUUUUGUCAUUAAGAAAAUUAAGAGACGGACAAUGCUGUUUUCGACUGUUACCUUAAAUUUGUUCGCUUUUAUCUCCACCGCUGCUUAUACGUAUUGUAAAGGGCGCGGUUUGUUACCUUUCGACCAUCCCGUCAUAGGUAUAGCUCUGAUACACAUCCACAUGUUCACAAUAGCGACGGGCACAGUCCCAUUACCCUUCAUUAUAGCAGGAGAAUUGUUCCCUCUGGAGUUCAGGAGUCUAGCCGGUGGUAUAAGCGUACUGUUCUUAUCAACGAAUCUAUUUAUAGCCGUUAAAACGUUUUCACUAUUAUUAAAGUCCAUCGGUAUACACGGUGCGUAUCUGAUAUAUGCUGGCGUCGUAGCUUAUUGCUUGGUUAUAGCUGGCUUCUUCCUGCCAGAAACGAAAGACCGGACGCUACAAGAAAUAGAAGACGAAUUCCGAGGUAGACCGUUAACUGUUGAGGAGUUGAAAUCCACUCAGUCGUUGACCUCGUGGAAGCUAAGAAGCCAAGACAGACGUUGCAGCAGUCCUGUUGUAUAGUUGCCUAUAUAAGCGUUUGAGCUCAGAAAUCGUCUGAUCAUUAGUAAUGGCGAUAUCCAUAGCCUAUAUAUUCAAAUAUUGAUAGUAGGAUACGAAAUAAACAUAUUAAAUAUGCUAUAAAAUAUUAAAUCGUAUAUAGCCAAAACCGACAACUCAAGACAGAUCAGCCUGGCGCGGUAGAGUGAGGAGACCCGACCCCAGAUAACGGGAACAGGGUCGGAUAGUAGUAGUAGUAUAUAUCUAUAUUUCGUCCGUCAAGCAUCUAGUACGAAAUAGCACAGGGAAGGGACUAGAGCUUUCGUUUUCCCGCAAUUUCUGGGACUGCUGUGUUGUGACUGCGAACGUUGUUUUUUAAUUAAAUGUCACACUUGGAGACUAGCCAACAAAAAAACUUUCUAAUCGACAAUAUAAUUGCAUAAUCAAAAAACUAAAAGUAGGUAUAGCUUAUUUGAGUAAUUCUUUAUCCAUAAUAUGCAUUUAAUUAAUUUGGAAAAAAACGCUAAAAAAUCUCGGUCCUUAACCUGUUAAAUUAUUAUGGCAAUCACAAAGUACAAUGUACCUGUCGUUAGUUAGGAUGAAUAACUAUCAUUUUCGGCGAUAUGAAUUUUUAUAUAUAAAGGUAUAUAUUUAAAACCGAACUAAUAAUUUAAUAUUAAAACAAUAAUAAAAUAAGACAUAAACA
Bombyx mandarina (wild silkworm) is the source of this 2303-nucleotide messenger RNA. RefSeq names its product facilitated trehalose transporter Tret1. Gene Ontology annotation, molecular function: transmembrane transporter activity. Gene Ontology annotation, cellular component: membrane. Gene Ontology annotation, biological process: transmembrane transport. The record is from RefSeq and is a predicted model, not a curated record. NCBI's taxonomy places the organism in Eukaryota, Metazoa, Arthropoda, Insecta, Lepidoptera, Bombycidae.